Morus notabilis is the source of this 2507-nucleotide messenger RNA. Its product is annotated as SPX domain-containing membrane protein At4g22990. Lineage: Eukaryota; Viridiplantae; Streptophyta; Magnoliopsida; Rosales; Moraceae. The record is from RefSeq and is a predicted model, not a curated record. Gene Ontology annotation, cellular component: membrane. Gene Ontology annotation, biological process: transmembrane transport. The transcript is spliced from 11 exons. Gene Ontology annotation, molecular function: transmembrane transporter activity. The coding region runs from base 263 to 2434 and encodes 723 amino acids.
UUGGUUUUCAUACUCUUGGGUGGAAAUUAAGUUAGAAAUUUCCUUCUGCUGAUUGACCAAUCAGAGAGGGAGAGAGAGAGGAUUAGAUUUCUAUUCCCUUUUUGUGAUUUGCUUCACAUUUUGCCACUUCGGCACUUCCCUUUUAAGUUUUAAGGACAGAUAUUGUGUCCUUAGUCAUACUGCGACCUAACUUUUCUGUUCUGUUCUAAUAUAUUUUCAGAGGUUGAUAACUUUCUUUCGGCACUUAUCUUUUCUUUGACGAAUGGUUGCCUUUGGGAAGAAGCUGAGAGAAUCACAAAUUCAAGAAUGGCAAGGAUACUAUAUCAACUACAAGCUCAUGAAGAAGAAAGUAAACCGUUAUUCGCAACAAAUUCAGCUCAGAGCACAAGAUCGCCCUCAUGUUCUUAAAGACUUCUCAAGGUUGCUGGAUAGUCAGAUAGAGAAGAUUGUUCUGUUUCUUUUGGAACAACAAGGAUUGCUUGCAAGCAGGCUAUCGAAUCUCAGAGCACAGUAUGAUGCACUCUCACAGCAUGAUGCACUCUCACAGCAAUCAGAUGGGAAAGACAUAUCAGAAGUACAAGAAGCAUACAGAGCUGUUGGAAGAGACCUUUCGAGGCUUCUCUUUUUUGUUGAAAUGAAUGCUAUCGGUCUUCGCAAGAUCUUGAAGAAGUUUGACAAACGCUGUGGCUAUAAAUUUACUGAUUACUAUGUCAAAACUCGUUCUGAUCAUCCUUACUCCCAGUUGCGCCAAGUCUUCAAGCAUGUGGGUGUUGGGGCGGUUGUUGGAGCCAUAUCUCGCAAUCUUGCGGAACUUCAAGAUCUUAAAGACAAUCAUGGAAGCUACAUCUCUAUAUAUGAUCAGCCUGCGUUUUCUCAUUCGGAUCCAAUUGUUCAUUCCAUCAAGGCAGCUGUUGAGAGGUUAUCAAACUCAACAAAUUUCCUCCACUUCUUGGGAAGGCAUGCACUUAUUUUCCCAGAGGAGUUGCCAACACCGUCCGAGGAAGAUGUCGAUGACCAGAGAUAUCAUUUUAUAUCACUUCUCUUGAACUUGGCAAACACAUUUCUAUACAUGGUCAAUACAUAUAUAAUUGUUCCAACAGCUGACCACUACUCUCUGACCCUCGGAGCUGCAGUCACCGUCUGUGGUGUAGUGAUCGGUUCAAUGGCCAUUGCUCAGGUGUUCUCAUCAGUGUAUUUCAGUGCGUGGUCGAAUAGAUCCUACAUGAGACCGCUUGUAUUUAGUAGCAUCAUUCUUUUUGUGGGAAACACCUUAUAUGCACUGGCUUAUGAUCUUAACUCAAUACAGGUUCUUUUGAUUGGUCGGUUUUUUUGUGGGUUAGGUUCGGCUCGAGCAGUUAAUAGGCGUUAUAUCAGCGAUUGCGUACCACUUAAGCUGCGAAUGCAGGCUUCCGCUGGUUUCGUCAGUGCAAGUGCGCUCGGAAUGGCAUGUGGUCCUGCUCUUGCUUGUUUGUUUCAAACUAACUUCAAGAUUUACAAAUUCACAUUCAAUGAGGAUACCUUACCCGGUUGGUUUAUGGCUCUUGCAUGGCUUAUCUAUGUAUUGUGGUUGUGGAUUUCUUUUAAAGAGCCUUCUCACCAGAUUAGUAAAGAUCUCACAUCACAAGAAUCUAAUUCUGGGAAAUCUCCACACAUGAGUCAGGCUAAGCUGGAUAAUAAAGACAUUGGGCAGUUUAUAAACGUAGCUGUGGAAAAUGGAAGCACACAACCGUUACUAAUGCACUCUGAAGCUAAUCAACCAGAUGAAGAUGAAGUCCAAGAUUGUGAUGAUGCUGAACAAAAUUCUGAGGAAAUCCAGAAACCAGUUGAUUCAAUUAUGUCAGCAUAUAAAUUACUUACACCAUCAGUAAAGGUUCAACUGUUUAUAUAUUUUAUGCUAAAGUAUGCAAUGGAGAUUUUACUUGCUGAGUCAAGUGUCAUCACUGGCUACUAUUUCGUCUGGUCGACAAGCAGCGUGGCCAUCUUUCUUGCAUGUCUUGGCCUGACAGUGCUCCCAGUAAACAUUAUCGUCGGCAACUAUAUCAGCAACAUAUUCGAAGAAAGGCAAAUUCUACUGGCAUCUGAAAUCAUGGUAUGCUUAGGCAUACUCCUAAGCUUCCAUAUCUUGAUCCCUUACUCUGUGCCUCAAUAUGUUGGCUCAGCCCUUAUCACAUUUGUGUCAGCUGAAGUCCUUGAAGGUGUGAAUUUGUCACUCCUAUCUCGUGUCAUGUCGUCAAGGCUUUCUCGGGGGACCUACAACGGUGGACUGCUUUCAACAGAAGCCGGUACACUGGCUCGAGUAGUGGCGGACGGAACAAUAACACUUUCAGGGUACUUGGGUGAGAGCAUGCUCUUGAACAUCACCUUAGUCCCUGCAUUGUUCAUCUGUAUAUCAUCCAUUGUUGCCACCUGCUUUACUUACAACUCUCUUUACUAAUAACACCUAUAACUUCUCUUGGCAUAAUGUUGUAUAGUAAUGGUGCUAUAGAGCCUCUGAACACUGAUGAAGC